This is a messenger RNA of Propithecus coquereli (Coquerel's sifaka), 2172 nucleotides long. RefSeq names its product macrophage erythroblast attacher (gene MAEA). Lineage: Eukaryota; Metazoa; Chordata; Mammalia; Primates; Indriidae. Gene Ontology annotation, biological process: proteasome-mediated ubiquitin-dependent protein catabolic process. The record is from RefSeq and is a predicted model, not a curated record. The transcript is spliced from 9 exons. Gene Ontology annotation, cellular component: GID complex; cytoplasm; nucleus. The coding region runs from base 60 to 1250 and encodes 396 amino acids. Gene Ontology annotation, molecular function: protein binding; ubiquitin protein ligase activity.
CCCGGCGUGCAGCGCGCCUGAGCGUCCCCUCCGCCCGCUCAUGUUUUGGCCAAGCCAAGAUGGCGGUGCAGGAGUCCGCCGCUCAGCUCUCCAUGACCCUGAAGGUGCAGGAGUACCCGACCCUCAAGGUUCCCUAUGAAACACUGAAUAAACGCUUUCGAGCUGCUCAGAAAAACAUAGACCGGGAGACGAGCCACGUCACCAUGGUGGUGGCAGAGCUGGAGAAGACCUUGAGCAGCUGCCCUGCCGUGGACUCUGUGGUUAGUCUACUGGAUGGCGUGGUGGAGAAACUCAGUGUCCUCAAGAGGAAGGCAGUGGAGUCCAUCCAGGCUGAGGAUGAAAGCGCCAAACUGUGCAAGCGUAGGAUUGAGCACCUCAAGGAGCACAGCAGCGACCAGCCCGCCGCGGCCAGCAUGUGGAAGAGGAAGCGCAUGGACCGCAUGAUGGUGGAGCACCUGCUGCGCUGCGGCUACUACAACACGGCCGUGAAGCUGGCGCGGCAGAGCGGCAUCGAGGACCUGGUGAAUAUUGAGAUGUUCCUGACAGCCAAAGAAGUGGAGGAGUCCCUGGAGAGGCGUGAAACAGCCACCUGCCUGGCCUGGUGCCAUGACAACAAGUCCCGGCUCCGCAAGAUGAAGAGCUGCCUGGAGUUCAGCCUAAGGAUUCAGGAGUUCAUUGAACUCAUCCGGCAGAAUAAGAGACUGGACGCCGUGAGACAUGCAAGAAAGCACUUCAGUCAGGCUGAAGGGAGCCAGCUGGACGAGGUCCGCCAGGUCAUGGGCAUGCUGGCCUUCCCACCAGACACACACAUCUCCCCGUACAAGGACCUCCUGGACCCAGCCCGGUGGCGGAUGCUGAUUCAGCAGUUCCGGUAUGACAACUACCGACUGCACCAGCUGGGAAACAACUCCGUGUUUACCCUCACCCUGCAGGCUGGCCUCUCAGCGAUAAAGACACCACAGUGCUACAAAGAAGAUGGCAGUUCCAAGAGCCCAGACUGCCCUGUGUGCAGCCGCUCCCUGAACAAGCUGGCGCAGCCCCUGCCCAUGGCCCACUGUGCCAACUCCCGCCUGGUCUGCAAGAUCUCUGGUGAUGUGAUGAACGAGAACAACCCACCCAUGAUGUUGCCCAACGGCUACGUCUAUGGCUACAAUUCUCUGCUUUCUAUCCGUCAAGAUGAUAAAGUUGUUUGCCCAAGAACCAAAGAAGUCUUCCACUUCUCACAAGCCGAGAAGGUGUACAUCAUGUAGGCCCUGCGUCGCCAAGCACACGCCCUGGGGGCAGGGGCCACCGCGGGCAGGGGCCAGGCCCCUCCUGCCCCACGCUCAGCCUGCCGCAGCGUUUCUGUUUCUUGCGACCAAAGAUCAAUGAGCAAUGACAAAUACUCUUAGGAAGAAAGGAAAUAAGAUUUAAUAAGUUUGUACUUGAAAACAUUUUGAUUGGUAGGAUUUUGUAACAUAAGUCAACAAUUUGAUGCUUCUGAAAAGUACUUUCAACUUUGAAAGGAAACGUUUCUUUAAAGACUGACCUAAACGCCGAGGGAAACUCUAGAACAUUUCAAAAAUAGGAAUCCAUGGUUUUCCUCGUGUUUCCUCCCUUCUACUGAAGAUGAGACUUGGAGAAGGGCUGGUCCUUCACCAAACUACGUUGGCCCUGGCACGGCCUGGGAGAGGUGGUGACUGCGGUGGUCUGACCUGCAGUGACCCGAGAUGCGGUGCCAGGAGGGUCACUCAUGACUUCAUUCUAGAGCUGCUGCCAAAAUGCCUGGUGCCACAGCCUGUGGGGGCCUGGCUUUGAGGACUGCCCCACUUGCCUUGUGGGCAGUGCCUGUGGGACUAUCUUAGUAUGUGCAUAGGUUCAAUAUCACAUCUCUCGUGCGCCGCCUUAUUUCCUGCUUUGAGAAUGUAUUCACAUGGAAAUCCACUGGACCGAGUUUCUGCAGAGGCCUUGCUGGAUGUUUCCAUAACUUUAGAGUCUAAAUACUAUUCAUUACAGAAACUAAUAGUUCAGUUGAAAUAAGUACUGAUGACUUUUCAAAACAAAUGAACCAUUGUAGUUUACACAAAACCAUAUUGUAGAGGUUUGUAUUUAGCACUUAUUUUUGCAUGUUGAUGUUGAUUAGCUAAUAAACUGUAAAUGUAAAACAUGUUAAUAAAAGGGUUUUCUAUUUCU